Molecule: messenger RNA, 621 nt
Organism: Auanema sp. JU1783
Lineage: Eukaryota; Metazoa; Nematoda; Chromadorea; Rhabditida; Rhabditidae
Source: the annotation of a GenBank genome assembly
AUGCCAUACUUACUCAUCUCUACCCAAAUUCGAUUGGAAUGUGGUCCAACUUUCGUAGGCGAUGGAGCUUCAGAUCCCACUUUGAUGGAGAAGCUUGAAGCUUCCCCAACUAAGCAGUUGGGAAAUGAGUACAUGGAAUACGUAACUCAGCUCCCACCUCGUAUCGUUUUGAACCGUUUGGAGAGCGAUGGAUGGAAAGUUGUUCAAAAUGCUACGCUUAUCAAAAUAGCUGCUGGCACAUUUCUAGCCGGCUCCACGGGUCUUUACUUAGCUCAAAAACAUGUUCAAAAAAAAGUUAGGAGUCUUCCACAUUAUUCUGAAAGUCUUCGUAUCGUGAGCGAGCACGAAACAGCCCUGUCGGCUAUCGGAGCUCCUAUUAAAGUGGGAGCAGUAGAUCUUGCGGAUAAUCGACAUAAUUAUGUAGGAAAGUUGAAGAGUCAGUUGAGAAUCCCAAUCACAGGAUCUCUUGAUUGUGGCCACAUGGAUGUGAUGGCUGUUAGAACCUCCGAACAGAGCCCAUUCUAUACAGCGAAAAUUCGGCUUGAUCUACAGAACGGCAUCGUGACCAUUUACGAUACAAAAGACUGGAAGGAUGUUGACGAUAGUUUAGCUUCAGAUUGA